AUGGCUGAUGCCGUAUCAUCGCUUACGAAAAAACAAAAUUUGCGGGGUGCAUCGCAGGGGGCUGGCCAGGUCUUGCCAGCUCAACAGCAACGUCCGAGCGAAACUCUGCUCUAUCUCGCCAAUGCCUUCACUCCCACUUCUUACUCGCCCCCUUGCCUGUCUGGUCGGCAACGGUCUCGCCUCUCGUCAAACUUCCCCGCCCUCUCCUCUGUGCACAGCAUCAGCCACAUCCGCGAUGAGCAAGACAGGAAGGUGGAUGUAAAUGCGCGCCCUCGCGGGGCAGGUUAUCAUACCCUUGCGCGUUCCGGGGACAUCUCAAGUCCGUCUACAUCCCGCGCUCCGGGGGUUCCAACCGUGCCAGAUGAGACCAUCCACCCAAAGCUCACCGCUAAGCUCAGGGCGCUGGCAUGGUACGCAAAACCGCCACGCCGCCACCACAUACGAAGGGACGAUUACGAAGACGAAAAGCAUAGGCGAAACUCUGAUUUGAUUUUUUGGGCGUGA
Penicillium riverlandense is the source of this 504-nucleotide messenger RNA. RefSeq lists its product as uncharacterized. The record is from RefSeq and is a predicted model, not a curated record. Lineage: Eukaryota; Fungi; Ascomycota; Eurotiomycetes; Eurotiales; Aspergillaceae. The transcript has 3 exons. The coding region runs from base 1 to 504 and encodes 167 amino acids.